AUGGCUGGUAUCACCGGCUUCAAGGUUGCCCUCUGUAUCGCCUACCUACGCAUCAUCCGCCAUAGUUCUGAAAAGUCCUACCGCCAUGUCGUCCGGGGUAUCAUGAUAUUCACCAUCCUAUCUCACCUUGCGGGGACCCUCGUCCUGUUCUUCCAGUGCUCUCCCGUCCACAAGUCAUGGCGUCCAAUGACACCCGGAACCUGCCUGCCAAACGACAUUGUUUUCUACACGCUUGCCGGUGUAUCCAUACUUUGCGACCUUAUUGUCUUUCUGACGCCAAUCCCGCUAUGGAUGAAAGUGCGCAUCAGCCGGGGACGAAAACUGGGACUAAUGGCUGUUUUCCUGCUCGGUCUGUUCACCACCGCCUGUUCGGUCAUGCGUGUGGUUCAGAUCGAAAUCAUUGCGAGGGAUGGCAACUCUACCAUGCUCAUCCUCUGGGGCACCAUCGAGCUGAACGUCGGAAUCGCCAUCACUUGUCUGCCUACUCUAAUCCCACUACUAACCUUCGUCAGAGGCAAGACAUCCAAGAGCGGCCCUCUGCAGUACCCCAACAGCACCUCUGACGGCCGCAGCGCCGGCACUUCAGUCAAGCUGAAAUCCGUCGGCCUGCACUCUUCCACCAUACGAUCUCAGACCAUCCCUACGGGCAACAACACGCUAAUCAAGUCGGGCAGUUUCAGCUCUCUAGAGGCGAUACUACCUGUCGACAGCGACGGGAGACCCAUCCAGCGAGACGACGUGGAGUCUGCCAGCGGGAGAGGUCCGCAGAGCAAUCUCCUCUCUAGCCCGGGCCAGAUAACGAAGACCGUCCAGGUGGAGAUCACCAGCACCAACAGCGAACGAGAUCCAGAACGAAGUUGGCUACAUUAG
Molecule: messenger RNA, 870 nt
Organism: Microsporum canis CBS 113480
Lineage: Eukaryota; Fungi; Ascomycota; Eurotiomycetes; Onygenales; Arthrodermataceae
Exons: 2
Coding region: 1-870 (289 amino acids)
Source: RefSeq, a predicted model, not a curated record